GGGAGCGGGGCGGGGAGAUGGAUAAACUGACCAUCAUCUCAGGAUGUCUCUUUCUGGCCGCCGAUAUCUUCGCCAUCGCCAGCAUCGCCAACCCGGACUGGAUCAACACCGGGGAGUCCGCGGGAGCACUCACUGUGGGCCUUGUGCGACAGUGUCAGACAAUCCAUGGACGAGACCGGACGUGCAUCCCACCUCGGCUUCCCCCAGAGUGGGUCACCACACUGUUUUUUAUCAUCAUGGGAAUCAUUUCAUUGACUGUCACAUGUGGUUUGCUGGUGGCUUCCCACUGGCGAAGAGAAGCUACAAAAUAUGCUCGAUGGAUAGCCUUCACUGGAAUGAUCCUUUUCUGUAUGGCUGCCCUAAUAUUUCCAAUAGGAUUUUACAUCAAUGAAGUCGGAGGUCAACCUUAUAAAUUACCCAACAACACAGUAGUUGGGUCAUCAUACGUACUUUUUGUCUUAUCAAUUUUCUUUACUAUAGUAGGACUUCUAUUUGCUGGCAAAGUUUGUUUACCAGGCUGAUGAAUGUCUAAUUUGCUCAACUCUUUUAUUAUUUUUAAUUUUAUUUUAUUUUUUUAUUUUUGGAGGGGAGAGGACAAAGGCAAGGCAUCUGAGCAGUCCUCUCAUAGGAAGAUGCUUAGAUGAAACUGAUGCCGAAAAGGAAAAAAAAAAUGCUUUGAUUUGUUCUCACUAUGCACUUUGGAUUUAAAAACAAAACAAACAAACAAACAAACAAAUAAGGAGAGCCUUUUCCAUAACCAAAUACAGACAAUAUUGACUAAAUCUCCUGAGCAUAUUCAGGCAGUCAGGUCUGCACUGUGAUAGCAACCUAGUGAAGGAGAAUGCUUUAUAAUGAAAAGCAUGUGGCCCUUUGUGACUCUGUUGUUCCGUUUUUAAUGUCUAACGAUUAAUUGAGGAAAAAAAACAAAC
This is a messenger RNA of Felis catus (domestic cat), 929 nucleotides long. It is a transcript of the gene MOSMO, whose product is annotated as modulator of smoothened. Lineage: Eukaryota; Metazoa; Chordata; Mammalia; Carnivora; Felidae. Bases 18 to 521 code for a protein of 167 amino acids. The transcript has 3 exons. The record is from RefSeq and is a predicted model, not a curated record. Gene Ontology annotation, cellular component: ciliary membrane; Golgi apparatus. Gene Ontology annotation, biological process: negative regulation of smoothened signaling pathway.